AUGACUGCCACUAGUGCUGCCAACUUUUCAUCCUCGUAUGAAGAAGAGGGAAAAGAUUCAGAGAUUGGUUCACUGGAUAUAGUCGAAUCUUCCUUGGAUGGUUUGGCUACGGACACAACAGCGCAAGUUAAUUCCGAACACAAAGAACCAUUAGGAGCAUUAUCUGUCUUAUCGUCAUCACCACCACAAGUUACCCAACCACCAGCCAGAAGAGGACGAAGGGCAAAAGGUACUGAACUACCGAAAGUGGAAACACAACCUGUUUCUUCUCCACCAGCAACAAACAGCCGUCCGCGCCGUUCACGACAGACUCGAAAAACGAUGCAAUAUAAUGAAUUAAGCAUACAACCACAACAUCAAUCAACAACUGAAACAGCGACAAAUCAUAUUGCAAAAGUAAAAGCUCCACGAAACUAUACAACGGAAAAUGAUAGCAGUAGUGUACCAAUUCGAUAUCAAAUAGCCGACGUAGUUUGGGGGAAAGUUUCUGGUUCUCCAUGGUGGCCAUGUCUUGUUGUUGCAGAUCCAAAUGAUCCGCAACAGUCACAUACAAAAAUUGUUGGUAAUCAACGGCCAAAACGAUCUUACUUUGUCGUAUUUUAUGGUUCAACAGCUGAUUUUGCGUGGUUAGGUGACUCAUCAAUUAUUUAUUUUAAGGGUGUGGAAGAAUUUACAAAAUAUGCACAAGAAGUUGUCGAUCAGGCACAAACUAAAUCGAUGAAAGAGCAACUAACGGAACGUUUCCAAUUAAAAAUAACAAUUGGAAGGCGUGAUGAUUGGGAAAUGGCUGUUAGUGAAGCUAACGACGCUUUAAACCAAUCGGCAGAACAACGAUUACAAGAAAUGGAACCAAAGUUUGAUUUUUAUACACAAAAAAUUGGUUAG
Didymodactylos carnosus is the source of this 885-nucleotide messenger RNA. Lineage: Eukaryota; Metazoa; Rotifera; Eurotatoria; Philodinida; Philodinidae. The record is from the annotation of a GenBank genome assembly.